Theileria equi strain WA is the source of this 678-nucleotide messenger RNA. RefSeq lists its product as hypothetical. The transcript has 8 exons. Gene Ontology annotation, biological process: GPI anchor biosynthetic process. NCBI's taxonomy places the organism in Eukaryota, Apicomplexa, Aconoidasida, Piroplasmida, Theileriidae. The record is from RefSeq and is a predicted model, not a curated record. The coding region runs from base 1 to 678 and encodes 225 amino acids. Gene Ontology annotation, cellular component: glycosylphosphatidylinositol-N-acetylglucosaminyltransferase (GPI-GnT) complex; membrane.
AUGAAGACCAAAUCAACCUGGAGGCGCGUUAUGUACAAAGACCAAAAGUUUCCAGCAAACUACAUAGAUGAUGAUUUUCUAAAGGGUCUGGAUGCAAACGGUUACAACGUCUAUAGCAUGAAUGAUAUUUGUCCUAAAACGUUACACGUGAUUGAUCACGUAAGUACCAUGAUAUUGAUGGGAAAAGUUUAUUUUUCAAUGAAUAAGGGCACGAUUCAACUAAGGUUCAUUAUAAUAUCCAUUGUGGUUUCUAUGCUAAUGUUAAGCAUCUUGAUGGUCUUAAAUAAAAUCUCUUGGAUGGAGUCUAUAAGACAAAUUAGAAUGAUGCUUAUAAUUUACCUUACAAUUCAGUUGUUUCAGCCUGUACUACAAACGCUAAUAUCACCCUUCAGUGACGACACGGUUCAUGCGCUGGCAUUUUUGGUUUCUGUGAUUAAUAUAAUAACACAAGACUAUGAUCUAACACAUGUGAGAGAGGAAUAUAUGCGAGAUGUGGAUGUUAUACCACUAAACUGUUUGGUGUUAAUAUCAAUCGUUUUGUCAUCAAGGUUUGCAAAUUCAAAGCAGGCCUCCGCUUAUCUGCAACUUUUUCUUCUGUAUGUCAACCAUUUUAAUAGUCAUAUUGUUGGUAGAACAUUUUCUCUCCUGCCGCAAAUAAAACGCUGCAUUUUGGUAUAG